Molecule: messenger RNA, 1263 nt
Organism: Funneliformis geosporum
Lineage: Eukaryota; Fungi; Glomeromycota; Glomeromycetes; Glomerales; Glomeraceae
Source: the annotation of a GenBank genome assembly
AUGAAAUCUUUUAUACAGAUAUCUUUCGAUUCACAUUUUCCUAUCCAAAAUUUGCCAUUUGGAAUUUUUUCUACUCAGCAAAAUCCUACGCCCCGAGUUGGUGUUGCUAUAGGGGACCAAAUAUUAGACUUGACUGCCAUAACUGUUUUAUUUGAACAUCAUGUUUCGGAAUUGAAGAGUCCAUCGAAUGUUUUUUCUCAGUCUUCUUUAAAUUCGUUUAUGUCAUUAGGAAAACCGUUAUGGCAAGCUACACGAAGAUUCUUACAAAACAUCUUGUCAAAUGAUAAUCCAGAAUUACGAGACAAUGACCAGCUUCGACAAAAAGCAUUCGUGGCACAGAAAUCAGCUAAAAUGCAUUUACCUGCCCAGAUUGGAGAUUAUACGGAUUUUUAUGCUUCAAAAGAACAUGCUACUAAUGUUGGUGAAAUGUUCAGAGGCAAAGAUAAUGCAUUGAUGCCUAAUUGGGUACAUUUACCGGUUGGGUACCACGGACGGUCUUCAUCAAUUGUUGUUUCCGGAACGGAUAUUGUUCGGCCAUGCGGACAGAGAUUACCUGCAAAAGAUCAUCCCCCAAUUUUCGGUCCCUCCGCCAAGUUAGAUUUUGAAUUAGAAAUGGCAUUUUUUGUUGGUUCAGGUAAUAAACCCGGGGAGCGAAUUCCGAUUGAUCAAGCAAACAAACAUAUUUUUGGCCUGGUCUUAAUGAAUGAUUGGAGUGCUCGAGAUAUUCAAGCCUGGGAAUAUGUACCGCUAGGCCCUUUUUUGGGUAAAAAUUUUGGAACAACCAUUUCACCAUGGGUUGUCACGUUAGAUGCCUUAGAACCAUUUUUAGUUAAUGGACCCACUCAGGAUCCUGCUCCUUUAUCCUAUCUCAAUCAUGAUGUUCCAUCGGCAUAUAACAUUCAAUUGGAAGUAAAAAUGAAACCAAAUAAAAGUGAUUUUUUCAAAACAUUAACAAGAUCAAAUUUAAAGUACAUGUAUUGGUCUCUAAAGCAACAACUUGUCCAUCAUACGGUAAAUGGGUGUAAUAUGCGUCCUGGUGAUUUAUGUGGUACUGGAACUAUUAGUGGAAGUACUGAAGAUUCCAGAGGAUCUUUACUGGAAAUCACAUGGAAUGGUCAAAAUGAAAUUGAUUUCGAGAAUGGAAUUAAAAGAAAAUUUAUUGAAGAUAAAGAUGAAAUAGUACUAACAGGAUAUUGUCAAGGGGAUGGUUAUUUGAUUGGAUUCGGUGAAUGUAGUGGUAAAAUUUUACCUGCUUUACAAUAA